Molecule: messenger RNA, 876 nt
Organism: Aspergillus mulundensis
Lineage: Eukaryota; Fungi; Ascomycota; Eurotiomycetes; Eurotiales; Aspergillaceae
Exons: 1
Coding region: 1-876 (291 amino acids)
Source: RefSeq, a predicted model, not a curated record
AUGUUGUCUUAUGUGCCCCCUCCAGAUGGGAUGGCGACCCAACAUAAGGGCACUGAAGGUUUAGCGAUUAACAAUACCGCCAUCAACCGCUUCAUGACGCUCCUGGCUCUGAAGACUACCGCGAGGCUCUACUCGCGCAGUGGCUCUUGCUUGCGUAUAUCGCCUCAUAAGGUUGUCAAGACGGAUCCCUGGGUCCACUUAACCGAAGCGGCAACUAUGAAGUUUGUCUCAGAGCAUACAUCCAUUCCUGUCCCCAAGGUUUAUUGCUCUUUUGUUCGGAAGAAUCGUGCUUAUAUCGUCAUGGAACGGAUGCGAGGCGAUGAAGCCCCAAAUGCCUGGGCAAAGCUAACGGAGGAAUCUCGUCAACAAUUGUUAAUUGACCUACAGCGCAUGAUUAAAGAGCUGCGAUCUCUCAAACCCAAGGGCAAUGGAGUCAGCAGCUGCGUGGGUGGCUCGCUUCGCGAUUCGCGCAUACCUAGGUCUCGCCCACGAUUCGGUCCUUUCAAGUCCGUCAAUGAGUUCCACCUCUGGCUGAGGGACUAUUUGCAACCAGCGGAACACUCAACUUGGGGCGACGAACAAGACUGGGAAGAGAUUAAAGAGAUGGCCCUCAAACAGGAUGGGCUAUGGCCUCUACCAGUAUUCACGCAUGGAGACCUGAACCCUUCUAACGUCCUAGUACGGGAUGGCAAGAUUAUAAGUAUCAUCGACUGGGAGUUUUCGGGCUGGUAUCCCCACUACUGGGAGUACACGUCUGUUUGGCUCGGCAACACUACAAGAACAGAAUGGCGAGACCGAGUUUGCGAGGUUCUCGACCAAUUUCCUGCUGAAUUGGGGAUGGAGAAGGUUCGGCACAGGUGGUGGGGAGAUUUCUGA